Molecule: messenger RNA, 1249 nt
Organism: Cololabis saira (Pacific saury)
Lineage: Eukaryota; Metazoa; Chordata; Actinopteri; Beloniformes; Belonidae
Gene: znf830
Product: zinc finger protein 830
Exons: 2
Coding region: 61-1110 (349 amino acids)
Biological process (GO): mitotic DNA replication checkpoint signaling; nuclear DNA replication; mitotic DNA damage checkpoint signaling
Cellular component (GO): spliceosomal complex; nucleus
Molecular function (GO): zinc ion binding; nucleic acid binding
Source: RefSeq, a predicted model, not a curated record
UCAUCAAUGUGAGGCUGCGCGCAAACUAAACUAGCCCUGAAAGCUGCGUUGUUGUCAAGAAUGGCAACCUCCAAGAAGGGGAAAAAGGUGGUGAACCAGGAGGAGCUGCGUCGAUUGAUGAGGGCAAAACAAAGGCAAACAGCAGACAAAAAGCGCAUUGAGUCUCCCUUCGCCAAGUACAACAGUCUCGACCACCUGAGUUGCACCUUGUGCAACGUUCAGGUGAAGUCGGAACUACUGUGGCCCACGCACGUCCUCGGAAAACAGCAUAAAGAGAAAGUUUCCGAUCUCAAGGAAGGAAAAAUUCAACCACUUGUGCCACAAACUCAAACGGUGAAGAGAAGGGCGCCGGACAACGAAGAAGCUACUGGUAAAAAGGCGAAACCAGGGUCGCCUUCAGGCCACGCUGCGCCGGGACUCCCGGGAGAUUUCUUUGAGAAACCCAGCAGUAAAAACCCAACUGUUCCUGCAGCUGCGUCUGCAGGCCUGAGUCUCCUGGCUGGUGUCUAUGAUGAGGAUGAUGAGGAUGAGGAGGACAACAACGAACAGGCCGGUGGCAACCCUACCGGUGAGGCUGAUCCUACUGCUCAGAAAGCUGAAGCUGCAGGACUACCAGCAGACUUCUUUGACAGCUCCAUCCCGUCCGCGCCUCCCAUCACUCACUCGGGAUCCGUCCUCAAAACAGACGUGGAGGAGAAGAAGAGCGGAGAAAAGAAAGACAACACGGCCGAGGUGCUUCCGGAGGGCUUUUUCGACGACCCAGUUAAAGAUGCCAAGGUGCGCAACGUCGACGCACCCAAGGAUCAGAUGGACAAGGAGUGGGAAGAGUUUCAAAAGGAGAUACGACUUGUGAACACGAAAUCAGACGCCAUCGUGGCUGAAGAUGACGAGGAAGGACGCUUUGAACGGCAGAUUGAUGAAAUCGAUGAACAAAUUGCAUGUUACAAAAGGGUCGAACUACUGAGAGACAAACGGGAUGAGGCGAAAAGCAAGCCUUCCCUCAAAAAGGAUGAACAAAUGGAGACCAAGGACAGUGUCGAAGAGGAGGAUGAGGAAGAGUUGCUGGGACUUCUGUCCCGGGACUGGAGGGCUAAAGGGGUUCUGGCUUAAAUGUCAUCAAUUCAAAAAUUGUAAAUAGGUUUAAGACUUUCAUCACAUUGUUUUGACAUGAGCUUAUACAACUGUAACUCUGUCCAUGAUAUUAAAAAGGAAAAAUAAAAGGCAGACCACAAAUAAAACCUUUGUCUUU